AAUCCUUAGAAAUGGGGAAUAAUACUAGAAAAUCUGUACGUUUUGAUCAACAAGAAGUUGUUCAAGAAAAAGAAGUAGAAAGGAACAAAGCUAUUCAUGUGGAAAAGGUACAUCCCCGUGAAGACAAUUGUCCCGAAGAAGAAAUGAUUGUAAGCCUGGCCAAUAAUGUUAAAUUGGUGCCCGCUGAUUUUACAAUUAACAAAGCUGAAAAUGACAAGGAGGGAGUACUAUCCACUACAAGCUUUGGCCUACUUGAAGUUUCUCCACAAAAGAAAAUACACAAUGCGACAGAGGGCGACAAAUCUGUGCAUGAGGAUACACAUGGAAAAAAAGAUCAUCUAAUUUCUCAGGAAAAUAUCUUUUCAAAACAAAGAAAAGCUGAAGUUCUUGUAAAAUGGGACCACAUGGAUGAUGUCAACCCUUUCAUACAUAGAGGAGGUAGCUUCUCAAUGCAUAAAUCUUUUAAGAAAUGAGUUCAAUAAGUCUCACGAAGUAUAAGUUAAGAUAUUCAUCUUUAAUUUUCACUUAACUAAAGUCAUUUCGAAGAAUUUUAUUAUCUGUCUCACACAACUGAUACUAGUUGUGUGAGACUUUUUUUUUAUUAAGAAAGUGGACU
This is a messenger RNA of Lycium ferocissimum, 616 nucleotides long. RefSeq lists its product as uncharacterized. Lineage: Eukaryota; Viridiplantae; Streptophyta; Magnoliopsida; Solanales; Solanaceae. The transcript has 2 exons. The record is from RefSeq and is a predicted model, not a curated record. Bases 12 to 473 code for a protein of 153 amino acids.